Molecule: messenger RNA, 1047 nt
Organism: Trichoderma virens Gv29-8
Lineage: Eukaryota; Fungi; Ascomycota; Sordariomycetes; Hypocreales; Hypocreaceae
Exons: 2
Coding region: 1-1047 (348 amino acids)
Molecular function (GO): oxidoreductase activity
Source: RefSeq, a predicted model, not a curated record
AUGGCACUCGCGAUUCCCAAACUUGUCUAUCAGUGGAAUGUCACUGGAGGUGAGGGUUUUGACGCCCUGCAUUACUCCGAACAGUCUCUUCCUGAAUUAGGUGACAGCCAGGUAUUGGUCAAAUUGCUACUCAAGUACCGUGACCUUAUGAUAGUACAGGGCAAAUCAAUUCACGCUAUAGCUCCAAACGUUAUUCCGGGUUCAGAUGGAGCCGGAACGGUUGUUGCAGUUGGCAAACAUGUUCGUCGCUUCACUCCAGGUGACAGAGUUGUCACCGCUUUUUUUCAGGACUAUAUCGGGGGACCUUUCCAACCAUCUGCGGCCUUCUCAGCGCUUGGGGGUGCCUUGGAUGGUACGCUUCGUACUUAUGGUGCCUUUAAUGAGCAGGGAUUGGUUCGGAUUCCGUCAAAUCUGAGCUCUCUUGAGGCUUCGACGCUGACUUGUGCUGGAGUCACGGCCUGGAGCGCUCUUUUUGGGCUGUCUGACUACAGGGUGAGUGCCGGGAAAUGGGUUCUUACACAGGGAACAGGAGGCGUCAGUGUGUUUGCGCUACAAUUUGCAAAGGCAGUCGGUGCUAGAGUCAUUGCAACUACGAGUUCUAGCGACAAAAUCGAGUUUCUGAAAGGCCUCGGGGCUGACCAUGUCAUAAACUACAAAGAAGACGCUGAAUGGGGCAGUACCGUCAAAGCACUGACCGGCGGAGUUGGCGUUGACCACGUUGUUGAAGUUUCUGGACCAGUAUCUAUGAGACAGAGUUUGAAGGCCGUCAGGAUUAGUGGAGUUAUCAAUAUUGUUGGGUAUUUGGGAGGGCCCAAGGGUGAUCAGCCGAGCUUCUCGGACUGCUUCGAGCACAGAUGCAUCGUACGACCUAUUGCGGUAGGAUCCAGGAUCUUGCUUGAAGAGCUGUGUCGCGCGAUCGAGGCAAACCCAGAGAAGCUUCGGCCUGUCAUCGACUCCAAAGUCUAUCAUCUGGAUCAGCUCAAGGAAGCAUGUGAGUACCAGUGGUCAGGCCAGCAUAGGGGAAAGGUGUGCAUUGAAAUUUCUUAG